Mangifera indica (mango) is the source of this 1773-nucleotide messenger RNA. Its product is annotated as putative disease resistance protein At4g19050. Lineage: Eukaryota; Viridiplantae; Streptophyta; Magnoliopsida; Sapindales; Anacardiaceae. The transcript is spliced from 6 exons. The coding region runs from base 1 to 1773 and encodes 590 amino acids. The record is from RefSeq and is a predicted model, not a curated record.
AUGCCAAAGCUCAAAGUUUUAAAUUUGGUUCAAUUGCAUCGAUCGUCUUUGCCAUCAUCCCUUCAUCUUUUGAAAAACCUUCGAACACUAUGUUUAGAUGAUAGCACAAUUAACGAUGUUGCUAUUAUUGGAAAGCUAAAGAAACUAAAAGUCCUUAGCUUGAAACAUUCAUUUAUUAAGAAGUUGUCUAAAGAAAUAGGUGAAUUGACUGAACUCAAGUUAUUAGAUUUAAGCAGUUGUAAACAAUUGCAAGUCAUUGUGCCAAAUGUGAUAUCAGAGUUAUUACAAUUGGAAGAAUUUCAUAUAAAGGGAUGCCCUAUUCAGUGGAAGGUUGAUGUACUUAAGGAGUUAAAACUCUUGUCUAAUAUCUCAAGUGUAGAAUUGGAUGUUAGAGAUAACAAGCUUUUGAGGAUGUUGGAAGUUCAAUUUAAUUCUAUCAAGUCACUAGAAGAAUUACAUGGAUUCAAGAACGUUGAACUCUUACAGUUAGCUGAAUUUUCAGAAGAUAAGAACUCUGUUGAGGAUUCAAAAUUUGAUUUGCAGUGCAAUGAAUUGAUGCCUUUGUUUAAUGAAAAGAAUCUUAAAGUCCUAGAUGUCUGGCGUGUGAAUGGGUUAGUUGCGUUAACAACACCUUCAGUGGCUAGAAGCUUGGUGCAGUUAAGAGAAUUGAGAAUAUCAAAUUGUGGAAUGUUGGUUGAAAUAGUAGAGAAUGAGGGAGAUGCAACAAGUAGCAAAAUUGUUUUUGACAAUUUGAAGUUGUUGUCACUUAAAGUGUUAGAAAGUCUCACAUACUUUUGCUCUGGGAAUUACUCUUUCAAUUUCUCAUCAUUAGAAGAAUUAAUUAUAAGAAAAUGUCCCAAAAUGAAGACUUUCUCUCAAGGAAUGUUAAGCACUCCAAAGUUGUACAAAGUCAAUUAUGAGGAAAUGGAAAUAGAAAAUGAAGGGAAUGAUCUUAAAAAAAUCGUAUAUGGAUUGUGCAAAAAGAAAGAUGAGAUCAACUCCCAUUUGGAGGUAUUUGAAUUUCAGAAUGGUUUAGCAGAAAUUACUUGGCAAAAUAAAUCUAAAACUCUUGAAAUCUCUUAUGAUAAGUCAGCAUAUAUUCCACUUGGACCCAUUCAGAGAUUUCACAAACUGAAAAAGCUUCAAUUAAAUGGAUGUAAUUACAAAGAAAUUAAGACGCUAUCGGAUCUUCUAAGUCUUGAAGUUCUAGAUGUAUCUUGGUGUGAAAUGUUGUUGAGUCCAUUGCUAUCUACACCUUCUUUCCAGAAUCUUAAAGUUCUUGCAGUAGAAGGUUGCCAUGGGUUGGUUAACUUAACAACACCUUCAAUAGCUAGAAGUUUGGUGCAAUUGAGAGAAUUGAGAAUAUCAAAUUGUGAAAUGAUGAUUGAAAUAUUAGAAAACGAGGGAGAUGCAGUAUGGAGUAGUGAACAAGUUGUUUUAAAUAAUUUGAACAAGUUGUCACUUGAAUAUUUAGAUGGUCUCUUAUAUUUUUGCUCUAGGAAUUACUCUAUCAAUUUCCCAUCUUUGGAAGAGUUAAUUAUAGAAGAUUGCCCCAAUACGAAGUAUUUUUGCCAAGGAAUGUUAAGCACACCAAUGUUACACAAAGUCAAUUAUGAGAGAAAGGAGGUAGAAAAUGAAGAUAAUGACUUGAAUUCAACCAUACAGAGAGCACACAAAGAAAAGAUUGUGCAAAGUUGUGGGAAAGAUUCCCCGGAUAUUAGACUACAAAGUCAAAUGAUUGUGCAAGGUUAUGGGGAAAAAUUCCCAUGGUAG